Messenger RNA from Dioscorea cayenensis subsp. rotundata (Guinea yam), 2538 nucleotides. RefSeq names its product solute carrier family 40 member 2, chloroplastic. Gene Ontology annotation, cellular component: membrane. Gene Ontology annotation, molecular function: iron ion transmembrane transporter activity. The record is from RefSeq and is a predicted model, not a curated record. NCBI's taxonomy places the organism in Eukaryota, Viridiplantae, Streptophyta, Magnoliopsida, Dioscoreales, Dioscoreaceae. The transcript is spliced from 14 exons. Gene Ontology annotation, biological process: iron ion transmembrane transport. Bases 200 to 2002 code for a protein of 600 amino acids.
CUCUCUUCGUCUUCUUCGUUGGCGCUCCGGAUAACGAGAGAGCGAACAGUGAGAGAGAGGCAGAGAGAGAGCUUGAAACCCUUGCCCUAGAUUUUGGAAACCCUAGGUUUCUUGCUCUUUUGAUCUUCGAUAUCGUUUGAGGCUGCAUGAGUGGGAGCAGAGAAGGCGGAGAGGUUGGUCCGAGGUUCUUGAAGCAUCCAUGGGGUUGGUUAUCAUCUCUUCUCGGCCUCCGAUUUCUUCUUUUCUUCAAUCCAGGUCUUCUCGAAUCUCAAGAACUCCGCCGGUUUCAUCUCGAUCUCGGCGUUGGAUUCUUGCCCCGGGUUCACCGUUGCCGCCCGUGCGGCGUCCCAUUUUCAGAUUGAAGAAUUUCAUUUCUAAUUGUUCCAUCACAAAUGUCGAUAUUGAUACUGAGAGCAUCACAACUGAAGACCAAGGACAAGGCGAUCUUUCAUCUCUUUCAUCUUGUUGCUCUAUUCCAGUUGUACAUAUCACACAAGAUAUUCUAGAUGCACAACCUCUGAAUUUAGUAACAGAGGAGAAUUAUAAAACUUCGCUUUUUACAACUUUGCCGGUUCUGUCUGAAGAAGAACAAGUUGCUCUCUCAGCCACUCCAGCUCAUCCUGCUGGCCUAUAUGCUCUAUACGCUAUUUGCUCAGCUGGAAAUUUAGUGGAACAACUAUGGAACUUUGCUUGGCCUGCUGCCGUUGCCAUACUGCAUCCAAGUCUUUUACCUGUUGCAGUUUUGGGCUUCUUUACAAAGCUGGCAAUUUGUGUUGGGAGCCCUUUGGUUGGUGAUCUUAUGGACUCCUUUCCUCGUAUCCCUGCAUACUACAGUUUGAAUAUUGUACAGACAAUUGCACAGCUGCUAUCAGUUGCGAUGAUCAUACAUGCUCUCAAGACAAUUCCCCACAGUCCUGCGUCAGCUGUGAUCCUGCAACCUUGGUUUAUUGUGUUAGUUUUAGCUGGGGCUAUUGAAAGGGUUGCAGGGUUGGCAUUGGGGGUCACUGUUGAGCGUGACUGGGUUGUGCUGUUAGCAGGCGCAAAUCGGCCGAUUGCACUAGCCCAAGCAAAUGCUAUGCUUAACCGAAUUGAUCUUCUUUGCGAGAUAGCUGGGGCUUCACUUUUUGGUAUUUUGUUGUCCAAGUAUGAUCCAGUCACCUGCUUAAAGCUUGCUUCGGGACUGAUGAUAUUCGCCCUACCUGUCUUGAUUUUACUGGGUCAAUUGAUUAACAAGCUUUCAAGUGGUGUGCUUGAUAGCUUCAGGUUACCUCAGACUGGUGUGAACUCCUUCAAAGCUGAUGCCUUGCUCAAUCCAUGGAGAAUAGUGCAGAAGGGCUUGGAUGUCAUCAAACGGGGCUGGUUAGAAUACAAACAGCAGCCUGUUCUGCCUGCUAGUGUGGCUUACGUGUUUUUAUAUUUCAAUGUUGCUCUUGCUCCCGGUGCCAUAAUGACUGCUUUCUUAACACAUCAUGGUAUAAGCCCAUCGAUUAUUGGUGGUUUUAGUGGGCUGUGUGCAUUCAUGGGUGUUUCAGCAACAUUUAUGUCUGCUGCUCUAGUAAAAGAGUUUGGCGUAUUGAAGGCGGGGGCAGCUGGCUUGAUAUUUCAGUCUUCUCUUCUAAUGAUUGCUGUUGCUGUUCUUCUGAGCGGUUCAGUUUCCCGGCAAAAUUCUUUAUAUGUUUUCCUAUAUUUAGUUGUGCUCUCAAGGUUGGGUCAUAUGUCAUAUGAUAUUGUAGGGACACAGAUUCUUCAGACUGGGAUCCCCACUAACAAAGCAAAUUUAAUAGGGACCACUGAGAUUUCAAUUGCAAGCCUUGCCGAGCUUGUAAUGUUGGGUGUGGCAAUACUUGCAAAUGAUGUCUCACAUUUUGGUUUCUUGGCCAUACUUUCAGUGUCCUCUGUGAUUUGCGCUACAUGGAUCUUCUGCCAGUGGCUAGCUAAUCCAACUGAUGAGCACCGAAAGCUCUUCAACUUUGAUCCUCAGUUUGGACCUAAUGUGAGGUGAUAUUCUAUGAUAGGUAACAGCUCCGCUUGAUUCACCCAUGUAUCCCAGUGAUGGUGCAACAAAUAAGGUUAUAACAGGCGAGGUGGAUGUCACUUAACAAAAUAUAUUAUCACUGAAACAUAGAGUUGAUGGAUGCUACUAUCACUAACAAUGCAAUUUAGAUUAUCAUGCAAACGGAUUCCUCAGUGGUUCUUCACAACCUCUAAUGGUAUCAUUGUAUGGCUCUGGAGACAUUCUUCGGUCACACCACCCUCUGUAAAGAUUCAUGCACAGGUUCAUUAUUGAACACCAGUAAACUCGGUUUAAAGGGGCGCAACUGGCUAAGCCGGAUGUUCUUGUAACGAGAGUCAUUUGAUCUACAGUCAAAAAGAAACAGGCAUAUGUUGGUAGUCGUAAUCCAUCUGAAAAGUCAAUUAAAUCCCUCAAGCAGUAAUAAUAUUAGCUUCCUCUCAGCCAGGCAAAUGUAACCUAUGAUCGUUCAUAGAUAUAUAACAUGUGCAAAUGUGUGUAUGCACAUUGUUAUUGAGUUUCUUGAA